AUGCCUGCUAUGGCAGACUUCGACGACCAGCAAUCCUGCGGCCAACGUCGCAAACAGCCUGUUGAUGCCCUUCAACUCGGCCCCAGGAAAAGGCCGAGUGCGGCCGAUCCAUUGGUACACUACGGACGUCAUUUUGGGCGAACAGUGCACGCUCUUUGCAACUUCCAAGCCCUCCUCACAAAUGGAAUCUUACGUAUGGGAGAAUUGGCCGAGAUUCCAGAGGAAAACUUCACCAAUGAGGAACGGCGUGAGCAUCGUGUUUUUCAAGAGCUCCUCAAGUCUGUGGCUGGCCUGGAAGAGCGCUUGAUCCAUAGCGGAGAUGAUGAGGUUGACGUAGUUGCAGAACUGGCAAGUACUAUUCCGUUUUCCUACCUCUUUAAACUCACCAAGGGCGCCUCUGGAGCAAGAGGUGAUGACACCAAAAGCCUCAAAGGCGGUGUGCUUGACUGGAUUACCCCCAAGGGACAGAAUCUGGUUCCUCCUCUCGCUCGCAAUGUGAAAAUUGACCGUGGUUUUCAUCACGAACGGACAGGCGCGUUACUUUGUCCUGCUGGCCUGGACUGGUCUCACUCAGAGACAAAAGCUAAGCUACGAAGUGGCGAGAUUAUGGUGACCGGAGACCAAUGGCCGUUGUUCUUAUAUGCUGACUACCAUUAUGAUCCUGAGGAUCCGUGGAAUGGUCUGUUUCGAAGUGCCCUGUUAGUUUGCGCAUAUAAACAUGUCUUUACGUCCCCUAGCUCUGUAGACAGAGAACCAAAGGCAACUCGUUCAGGUAAUGCUCGUAUUCACGGGAUGACCCGAAUUACUCUACCAUCCAUUGCAUACAUUGCAACUCAGGUCCGGUUCGCCCUCACCUCCUCACCUGUUUUCUCGCGUACCGACACAGUCACAGAUUCCGAAAGGUUCUACAACUCCAUUUUGGACGUCUUCGAAGAUCCCGACGAGAAACAAGAGGUAGACGAUCUUGCUGUGUGGUGGAACAGGCAAAUCUUUCCUUCAUACUCAACUGCUCAACGUCCCCCGGUCAAGAACAGUGCGCUGGCGAGGAUUCGAGAGAGGCGAGCCCAAAUGAAAGAGGCUUCAGUCCCUGACAGUAGUAGUGGUGAUGUGUAG
Molecule: messenger RNA, 1113 nt
Organism: Suillus clintonianus
Lineage: Eukaryota; Fungi; Basidiomycota; Agaricomycetes; Boletales; Suillaceae
Exons: 8
Coding region: 1-1113 (370 amino acids)
Source: RefSeq, a predicted model, not a curated record